CUCGUGCAGUGAUUCGAUCUGCAUGCUCCCAGAAUGCACCAGUAAUGAUUUUAUUUCUCUGAUUAAUCGAUGUAAAGUCGAUCAGAGAGCACUCUGAGCGCAGAGACUCGACUUGCCUGUGUGGGGAGCGCUUUCAUUCAUCACACCCACACAGUGAUCACUGCAGGGCUGCUUCCCCUUUAACGCAUGACGCAGCUCAACUGGUGCCCCACUUUGCGUGAGCAGCGGCAGUGUGCGGGAGUCUGCGGGAUCUGUUGUUGCGUUCGGCUCGGUGCGGGGACUGUCGGUGCUUCUGUGGAGCCUCAGCUGCCCCCCUCGACAUGGACUUCUUACUGGGGAAUCCGUUCAGCACGCCGGUGGGACAGCGCAUCGAGACUGCGACCGGCUCCAGCCUGCCGUCAGAUGACUGGGCCCUCAACAUGGAAAUCUGUGACUUGAUCAACAGCGCAGAGGAAGGGCCCAGAGACGCCAUCAGAGCCUUGAAGAAAAGGAUUGUGGGAAACAAGAACUUCAAGGAGGUCAUGCUGGCGCUCACUGUUCUCGAGACCUGCGUGAAAAACUGCGGCUACAGGUUUCACAUCCUGGUGACCACACGGGAUUUUGUUGAAGGAGUUCUGGUGCGGUCGAUCAUCCCGAGAAACAACCCUCCUUUAGUCCUCCACGACCGAGUGCUCAGCAUCAUACAGGCGUGGGCCGAUGCAUUCCGCAGCUCACCUGACCUGACGGGUGUGGUGUCCGUGUAUGAAGACCUGCGGAGGAAAGGACUGGAGUUCCCCAUGACAGAACUGGACGGUUACACACCGGUCCAAGCCCCAAAGCCAACUGUGUCUGCAAACGGGCCUGUUGUAACUACUCUUCCUGCUGGGCUCCUUUCCUCCAAACCUCCAAUCAUCUCACCAGCAACUUCUGAACUCAAACUGGCCUUAGAGGGAUCCCAUGCCUUCACUCCCAGCCAGGUUAAAACCCUGAAAGCAGAGCUGGGAGUGGUUCGAACCAACCUGACCAUGAUGUCAGACAUGAUGAGUCAGCUGGAUCCGGUCACGGUAAAACAAGCAGACAUGGAGCUGCUGGAGUUAUACGCAGUUUGUAAGGAAAUGCAGGAGAGGAUAGUGAAGAUCGUCCCGAGACUCAGCGAGGAGAAGCUGAUUGAAGAGCUGCUGGCGACUAACGAUGAGAUGAACACCACCUUUACCCGCUACCAAAGGUUUGAGAAAAGAAUAACAAACGGUCAAGACACAGCACAGAAGAGCCACAACUACGUCAACCUGUUAGAUGAGGAUUUGACAGGCGAGUCCGGUGUUGCAUCAAUGUCCAACGACAGCUCGCUCAGCCACUCGAAAUCGGACAGUUUGUCCAGUCAGAUGGCGAGACUUUGUACAAGUGAAUCCGAUGACACUUUAUCACAGAAGAUGAACAUACCAACCCAACAAAGACUAAGCGAGCAGAGUGAAGCGGCAGUGGACGGCCUGGCUCAGGCUCAGAACAUCAGACUACAAAACCCUGGAAAGGAUGGCAGCCCAGCCUCCACCUGCAGCUCCUCACCAAAGUUAGAUUGGAUGAUUAAAAGGGGAAUGAUUCCUAUCAACCAGUCCAACGUUAUGGAUGAUAUUGAGCAAUGGCUCGAGCUGGACGACGAGUUUGACGACUUUGAGGAUUCAGACGGUGUGACCAGUGAAGAGUUCGACAAGUUCUUGGCAGGAAGAGCCAAAGCAGCUGAACGCCUGCCGUCGCUGAGCGCCGCCUCGCAGGAAAACGACCACUCCGAGUCUUAAACUGCACUUUUAACCCGCCACACUAACAGCACUCAUGAAGCGUCGGCUGAGACGUGGAGAUUCCUUUUAAAGAAAUGGUUCGAUGGCACAUUUGAUGUGGGGGAUGUGACCCAUGUCUGAGGGAGGUUGUCAUAGUUACUGCUAUUUACCCGGUGGGGGGGGGGGGGGGGGGGGCGUUUUUUAAUCUGAUAAAUAAUGUUCCUCGCUCAAGGCGAGCGGGUGUUUUUAGCUUACAUUGUUACGAGGGUUUGUCUAUGUGUUGAAUGCAAACAUUUGCACAUUUUCUAAGGUUACAUUCCUGCUGUUGAAGGAUAUUGUUACUUCUUUUGUUAAAUAGAUGAUGUAUAAUAAUGCUGUAAUAUAAAUAAUGUCAAAUAUGUGAAUGGAAGAAAAAACCCCUGUGGACGUAGCACAACACUGUAAAGUUGUAUGUAAGAGGAGAUCCUUACGUAAUGGAAUAGUUUGAUGUAAAAGAAAACUGGAUGUUUUUUUUCUGAAUCCGUCCUCCUCCUCUGGUGUCUUACUUGAAGUUUAACAGGAAGGUCGUCACAGACGGCUGUCGUAGAUUAAACUGAAGCGUUUACCCGUACAUUUGUCUUUUUUGUUAUUCUAAGCUGAGCGUUAAGAUUUCUUAAAGUUAUCAAAUAAAUGGCUUUGCAGG
Labrus mixtus (cuckoo wrasse) is the source of this 2433-nucleotide messenger RNA. RefSeq names its product target of myb1 membrane trafficking protein (gene tom1). Gene Ontology annotation, molecular function: ubiquitin binding; clathrin binding; phosphatidylinositol binding. Gene Ontology annotation, cellular component: membrane; endosome. Gene Ontology annotation, biological process: signal transduction. The transcript has 16 exons. Lineage: Eukaryota; Metazoa; Chordata; Actinopteri; Labriformes; Labridae. The coding region runs from base 321 to 1772 and encodes 483 amino acids. The record is from RefSeq and is a predicted model, not a curated record.